Molecule: messenger RNA, 998 nt
Organism: Blastocystis hominis
Lineage: Eukaryota; Bigyra; Opalinata; Blastocystidae
Exons: 6
Coding region: 1-981 (326 amino acids)
Cellular component (GO): membrane
Source: RefSeq, a predicted model, not a curated record
AUGGAUCCUUACCUUAUUCCUGUGAUUAUUUUAGUUAUCAUAUACUUAAUAUUGAUUUGCAAAGUUAUCAAUGCUGGAAUACGUGUGGUUCAUCAGGGAACGUUUGUUAUUGUCGAACGGUUUGGCCAGUAUUAUAGAACGUUGAAGCCUGGAAUUCAUUUUUUGAUUCCUUUCGUUGAUACUACGAGAUAUGUUCACUGGAAGUUCAUUGAUUCGUCUGGUGGUAAUGCACGAGUAAAGUGCAUCAGUACUGACCGUAUUGAUAUGCGUGAGCAUGUCUUGGAUUUCAACAAGCAAACCGUGAUCACAAAGGAUAAUGUGAUCAUGGAGAUCGAUGCCCUGGCUUAUUUCCGAAUCACUGACCCCAAAUCGGCUACCUUCAACAUUCAGAACCUGCCUGAUGCCAUUGAGCUUUUGGUCCAGGCUACCCUCCGAAACAUCAUUGCAAAGAUUACUUUGGAUGAUACCUUCUCCUCUCGAGAGGCUAUCAACGAAGAGCUUUUGGAGAAGAUCCAUUUGGAUGCGGAACGCUGGGGAGUGACUGUGACCCGUGUGGAGAUUCAGAAUAUCGAUCCUCCCAGAGACUUGAAGCGAGUCAUGGAGAACCAGAUCAAGAGCGAGCGUUCCCGCCGCUCGGAAGUGCUCCGUGCGGACGGCGAUCGAAUGCAUGAUGUGAUCAUCAGUCGAGGCAACGUGGCCACGCAAGUGCUGAACGCGGAGGGCCAGCGCGCCUCGAUGAUUUUGCGCGCGCAGGGAGACGCGAAGGCGAAGUUGAUGGCGGCCGAAGCGGAGAAACAGUCGCUCGAGAUUGUAGCGAAGGCGCUGGAAGGAAGCGGAGUGCUGGUGACGGAUUAUAUGGUGGCUCAGCAGUAUUUGACGGUGCUGCGGACCCUUUUCGCUCAGAAUAGUAAUGCUCAAGUAACGCUCCUUCCUACAAAGACGAUCAAAUCCAUUCAGCAGAUUGUGGAGGCGAACUGUUAGCGUGUAUUAUGAUUCUU